AUGAAGUACUCCAUCGCCAUCUUUGCUCUGUUCACUGUCGCUAUGGCACAGAUGAAGAAGGUUACCCGGCAAUCAGCUGUUGACACCAGCGCGCCGGCAAUGACUAACGCCAAUGGCGACGUCAUCCCUUUCGACGCUGCCAACGUCUACCAAGCCAACAAGGCCAACGGCUUGUGA
This is a messenger RNA of Pseudomassariella vexata, 177 nucleotides long. RefSeq lists its product as uncharacterized. The transcript has 2 exons. The coding region runs from base 1 to 177 and encodes 58 amino acids. The record is from RefSeq and is a predicted model, not a curated record. Lineage: Eukaryota; Fungi; Ascomycota; Sordariomycetes; Amphisphaeriales; Pseudomassariaceae.